Messenger RNA from Microdochium trichocladiopsis, 1785 nucleotides. RefSeq lists its product as uncharacterized. The transcript has a single exon. The record is from RefSeq and is a predicted model, not a curated record. The coding region runs from base 1 to 1785 and encodes 594 amino acids. Lineage: Eukaryota; Fungi; Ascomycota; Sordariomycetes; Xylariales; Microdochiaceae.
AUGCCGUCCGCUCUCCCCCCAACGAAGCAGCCAGCUGCUCCUUCUCGACCAGCCCCUCCCCCUCCAGUUGAGAUCGCCAGCAAACUGAACCCUGCCACUCGAAAGGAAUUGAGCUUGCCGAGAAGAGAUGGCAGGACCACGACCAAAAAGUUAUCAUCGGGCAGCACCAUCGAUCGCGAGGGGGCCGCGAGAUCCAAAGUCCGGGCAAUGGUCGACCGCUUCGAGCAACCCGCAACUGGGAAGAGAGACAAGUCACCAGCACGACCUGCGGCACGAACCGGAACGGCAAGGGCACCAGAAAUUGUCCAGGUCGAGACAGGGCGUGCAAAGGGCACCGACAAGGGCGACGUUUUGGACAGAGGUUACAGUGCUGCUAUUGCCGCAUAUGUUCGUGCCGAUGACAUUGCUUCUGCCGUGAAGGACGUCACUGCCAAGAAAACGAUCGUCAUCAGGACUGCGCACGAUGCAGACUACACAAAGGGGAUGGAGGUGGUCAUGGAAAAACCAAGGUUCAACACAAACAAAGAAAAUAUCGACGGCAUUGGCAAGGACAACGGCACGGACAUCAGCAACUACAGACACAAUGUAAUGCCACGAGCGAGGAAGGACAGUGGCCUUUCCCUUCACUCGGCCAAGGUUCCAUCCUCACCCGGGAGUUCAUCCUUGACUGGCUGUGCCUCCGGUUCUUCCUUGGACGCUUGCCCCGUCGGAGUGCCACUGGCGGGAAUAUCUGAACCGGGGAUUUCUGCUCUUGGGACGUCGAUCUCCCAGGGUUCGCAUGCAGCGUCGCUCUCCAUGCCAAGCGUAUACUCCCAAGACGGCCACGAAGACGAGCUCAGCGACUGGGAACGUUAUGAAUAUACGUACGGAUCAGACGCGAACUAUGGGGGCAACGAGGAAAGUCCGUCGAAGCAAAAGAACUGCAAGAUAGCUGUUGGCACCGCACAAAGUCAAGGGAAACGAGACAGUCCGCAGCAUAUCGGUAGUGGCUUCGAAAGCUGCAACUCGGACCGCGUGAGUGGACCUUACUUCCCUGAUCAAGUUCCUGCAAAGCACGGGAAGGAUGCCGCUGUUGCUGCUGCGACUGUCACGGUAGCAUUCUCUACUUUGUCUGAUGCCUCCACACCAACUGCGACUUUAUACCUGCCCGCGACGACAGGUCAAAGCUCCGUGUGCUGGACUGCCGACGAAUCUUCAACCUCUCAGCCGUCGAUACAAUCAGGAAAGUCAUCAGCGCUGCUAUCUACGCCCACGACUUCCAAUACCACGACCCAAUCGUCGUGUCCUCUUCACAGCACCACCCCGUCCCGGAGCAGCCAUUCGGCGGUGUCAUCACCGCUUCUUCAUGACGAUGGCGCUUCUCCUCCUCCUCCAGCAUGGAUGGGCACGAGGACAGACAGCAGCGGCAGCAACAUCUUGCUCCCCAUUUGCUACGACCAUACUCUCGAGCAGGACUCGCUCGAGGUGCUCCGCUACAGGCAGUUCUUUCACCAGCCCCUUGGCCGAUGUCUCGAUGACGGUGCUCCAGAGCCUAUCGGGGAUGGCGGGACUUCUGAUACAUGCGACCUAUUUGACGGUCUCGAACCUCUAGCAAUGCCCAAAGCGAGUGCGAAGAAGAAAAAGAACGACAAGCCUAGCGAGGCAGGGGAAGCUCUCUCGGAGAGUGCGCUUGGACGCAGUUCUGCUGCGGAUGAUGGUAGAUAUACCCAUCCUCGCCCCAUGGCGACACCCAGUAUGAGAGGGGUCGCCACUCGGCGCGAUCCAGACAAAGUGCACGCGUUUUAG